GCAUACUUCAUCACCAAAACUAACUUAAACUUGUUUUAAAACAUUCUAGUUCAAACUUCAAUUCCAAUUGAUUACUAGCUUGCUCAAUCUAAGUCAAAUCAUCACAAAUUAAGUUCGGUUAUAAAUAGUAAUGGCAAUGUCUAUGCAAGUUCAAGCCCUUCUUUCCAACUCUGUUGGUGCCUUCUCUACUGGCAGCUCCAAGGCGUAUCCAGUUGGGUUCAAUCCUCGUAUAGCUAAACGCGUCAAUUUCGGAGUGAAGUGUAUGGCGGAGGAGAAGGUUGGAGGUGAACCAAAGCUCGACUCCGGUUUACCAAAGCCAAACCCCACUGUAUUGUCUUCACCCACCUCGAUCCCAACACCUAGACCACAACCAAAGAAGGUCAGCACAAACUUCACAGACUUGUUUGCCUUUAGCGGCCCUGCACCGGAAAGGAUCAACGGCCGCCUAGCCAUGAUCGGGUUCGUGGCCGCAAUAGCCGUAGAGCUAUCUAACGGCACUGACCUAUUUUCUCAAAUAUCCGGCAGUGGAUCACAAUGGUUCCUCGGAACAAGCAUCCUUUUUUCGGCAGCAUCAUUGGUGCCAUUGCUCCAAGGAAGCCGACCAGAAGCUAAAACUGAAGGGUUAAUGAAUGCCAACGCCGAGCUAUGGAAUGGUAGGAUUGCUAUGUUAGGCCUUGUAGCCUUGGCUUUCACUGAGUUUGUUACCGGUAGUGCGCUUGUUUAAGCACAAUUUUGAUAUUGUUGGUUUUAGAAGACUUGUUCAAAGUUUUGAUAUUAUUGUAAAUAUGGGAUGUUUAUAAAUGAUAACUAUGUUUUAAUCAGGAA
Messenger RNA from Spinacia oleracea (spinach), 825 nucleotides. Its product is annotated as early light-induced protein 1, chloroplastic-like. The transcript has a single exon. The record is from RefSeq and is a predicted model, not a curated record. Lineage: Eukaryota; Viridiplantae; Streptophyta; Magnoliopsida; Caryophyllales; Amaranthaceae. The coding region runs from base 131 to 724 and encodes 197 amino acids.